GUUCCGCUGCGGCAGAGUCCGGCCGAGGCAGAGGGUCCGGCCGCUCCGUCCUGGCCAUGCUGCCGGCGCGCCUCCGCCCGGGGCGGCUGCUGUCCGCCGCGCCGUUCCGCCCGCCCGCGCGGGGAGCCGCGGCCGCCGGGGAUCCCGUCCGGAGCCCGGGCACCACCCGCGCUGAGCAGGCUCACAGGGUGGUUGCAAGUUGCAAACCUUCGAAGUUUGACAAAAAAAUCCUCCUCUGGACUGGACGUUUCAAGACAGAAGAAGAGAUUCCUCUGAGGAUCCCGCCAGAGAUGCUAGACAAGGCAAGAAACAAAGCUCGAGUGAAAGCCUGUUACAUCAUGAUUGGGCUCUCAAUUAUUGCCUGUUUUGCGGUGAUUGCUUCAGCUAAGAAGGCUGCCGCACGUCAUGAGUCCUUGACGAGCCUGAACUUGGCAAAGAAGGCCAAGUGGCGGAAGGAGGCUGCGCUGGCUGCGGAGGCGAAGACCAAGUAACUUUGUCUGAAAUGCUGAAUGUCCUUGGAAGAGCAAAAUUAACGGCUGCUGAGAGCAAUUAGUGAGUUUCACCCCUAAAUGGACAACUGUAGUAUGCACACCCUAGAGCCAGUAAGGGCAGCUACAGCAUCACAAAAAGAAAGGGAACGGCUCUUUCAUUAGGAAGAUAUUCAGGAUACUUGUUGCAUAUAAUUAAAACUAAUUUAGAAUGUUUUGCAUGUGAUUAAAAGCAGUAAUUAGUUUUAAAGGGGAUGAGGUAGUUUCUUAAGAAUGUCAGGUACCUUUGGUUAGAUAACCACAAAAUAUUUACACCCAAGAAGUUUUCUGUCUGGUGACAGUGCCUAGUUUUUCAGUGCACAAAUUGCCUCUAGGUACUCAUUGGCAUCAAUGCUGUAUUCAAAAUGGUAUUUGCAUUUUUAGCUUUAAGAAGCAACACUUACUGAAUCACUAAAUAAAUACAGUAAACAUCUGUAAAAUAGGUUUUAUUGGUUUCUGUAUGGUAUUUGGAGAUUUAACAUUCCAUAAUAUUGCAUACUACUUAUAUGUGUUCUGUUACAGUAAUGGGCCUUUGGCCUGGAUUUAAAGAUGCACUAUUACUAUCUGAAGUUAAUACAGGUAAUUUAGUUUUCCCACAUUAUAUAUGUAAGACAUUGUGCCAUAAGUAACUAGAAUUUCUCAUUCCAGAUUUCAGUGAAAUCUUGAGGUCACAGUUUAAGUCCACGUAUCAAUUUGCAGAUCUAUUACAAAAAUCCUCAGCUGUACAAUUUAAUAAAUAUAAACCUACUGAGAAUUAACCAUGGAAGAAAGACAAUAGUGCAUCUUUACUAUUUUUUUAAAGACAGGCCCAACAAUAAAUAGUUUCCAGUUGCAAACUUGUUCUACAGCAAACAUUUCUGUGCCAACAUUAUUACUAUUUUCUGAUUGCUGCUAGGAACAGUGUGUAAAGCAAAUACUAGAAAAUUAAAAAGCUGUAUGAACCAAUCCUCAGACAAAAGUGCAAUGAUAAAAAAAUUAGAUAUGAUUCAGUGUAACAAGAGUAGGGAGCUAAUAAAAAAAAAAUCUUAUGCUCUGCAUAGUUGCAUAGAUUAGCUAGUUAGUAUUCACAUUUAAGCAAAACAAAUGGUACCCUUUUAAUUAAACCCAAACCCCCGUACUUUUAAACAGACUUUGUAACUGAUGGGGCACUUCAGAUUGCAUAUAAAGUGCCAAACUUAAAGAGAUUUUCAUAUCACAGUUUUGUUUCUCUCUCCAUACUAGUUUCAUCUGUUUAGGUAUCAUCAUAAUCGUGCCCCUACCUGCAAAUGAGUACACCGGAGCUGACCUUAAGUCAUAAUCUCUGGUUUUAUUUUGUUCAUUUAUGUGCUUCUAACAAAGCAUGAUGUAAGCCCAGUGAUAAAAUAGGAGAGACCAUCCUUUAAACAAUUUUCAUUAUUGUUUUUUAACAAUAUCAGGGUAAACCAAAUGUUGAGUUUAAAUAAAGAUUUUCAUCAUCCUAAAUCCAUCAAUUUUAGUUCCCUUUCAAACUGUUCUAUUUAAAUGUAUCAGAGGCAUGAACUAUAGUUUGUCUAAAUGCGUAAAGUGCAGUCACUAACCGUCCACAAGAUAGAAUAAUAUAUCCACACAACUGAAGACAUUCUUUCAAAACAAAUAUAAUACUUUAAAUCUCCCCUCUUUUCUUCAUUUUCAAGUGUUUCAAUUAAGAUUUUGAUAGUUCAGAUUUGGUUUAAAUAAGAGAGGCUUAUAAAUGUAGUUUUACAGGGCUCUCCAAAUAAAAAGCAGGCACAGCUGGUUGUUAUCAAAACAAGGUUGUUAGAAAAAAAGGAAUACCCUGUUACCUGAAUAUUUUUCUUACACUAGAACACUGAAAUUCAGCAUUUGCUAGUAACCUUGGUAGAUUUCCAUGAUUGUUACCCUGUUCUUUGAUAGAUGGGCAGUGGGGAGAUCUUGGGAAAGAAUGAAGGUUGGUGUAUGAAAACCUAAAACUAUGAGAGUAAAAAGGGCGUAAGUACAAUCACCUAACAUUAUACGAAAAUUUGGCAACUGUACUCAAUAUUAUCACACUAUUCAAAAAUGUUGUAUGCUGUACAAAUCUAGGUUUAAAGUGUCAUUUGCUAAAAUAUCUCAUUAUUCAGAGUUCAUAAAGUAACAGCACUCCUAUAUACACUUCUUACACUUCUAUCUUCCACUAAAAAGACUUCAAUGGGAGGCUGCUUCCCUCCCAGUUAUAUCUUAGUCAAAACUGACCAUUAAUUUUAGAAAAUCCACUUCAAGUCCCACAUUCAAUUACAAUAUAGAAUAUAUUGCUGUAACAUCAAAAGUGAAACAUCUUAGAAUCUUAACUUGCAUGUAAAAAAAAUUCUAAAUAUAAAAUGGUACUGUAAAUGAUACCACCUUUAACCUGUAUUUUUCAGUGCAUUAAAAUAUUAUUUAGUGACAAGCACAGUGCCAUGGGUAAGUAAUUUGAAGUUUGAAUUGCAGCCUUUUAUGAAGCAUGAAAUGCUCUCAUAUGUCACAGAUUUCACUUAACCCAGGAGUUUGAUGUUAACACAUUACUUACAGGUAAUAAAAAAUAGCAAUACUUCAGAGUUAACCCAAAGUAUUAAUUUCUCCAAAUGAGAUAUACUACUAAUACACCAGAAACACUACUUAUAUGCAAGUUAAAGCAGAGCAUACAUUUUUCUGUACUCAAAACUGUUAAUGUAAAUAUUAGAAUUCUGUAUCUUUUAGUGUUUAACAGCAAACACUGUAUAUUGUAGAGUCUAAAUAUUUAGAUGACAGUAACUUCUAGUUAGUUUUGGUGUCCACAUACUUAAUGCUAUUUACAGUACAACAAACUUUUCCUUCAACUGGCAUGAUUCACUAUUCAUUUUUCACUGCAGUAUUUCUACUGUCUUACCAAAAGCAAACCAAAUUCAUUAACCUAAGGAACAUUUCAAGUGGCAGUAGCAUACUUGGUCAAAAAACAACACCUACUGUCUAAACUUUUAAGAAACUAUUGUACUAAAAAGCAAACAUUGCAAUGUUUCUCAAACUAAGAUGGUGUUACCACAUCUUGACAGAAGACAACUAUAAAACAUCAGCCUGGUGAUUGGUGCACAUCACCCUUCUGUCAGUCCUAAUUGCAGCUUUCUCGUGGUAACCACAGCGGCUGCUUCCACUGCAAAGUACUGCAGUUGUGGCUGACUUGUAAUGCCAUUUAGCAGCUUUCAUUACAGAGCCAACAUCUAAUGAACAGCAAGGUCUCUGCUGAUUCCAAUUUAAAAACCUCUGAAAUAGUCCUCUUCCCACAUAAUUCAGAAAGAACUUUUUCAUAUAUUCAGUAUUAUAUUAGGUAAUUAGUAUUAUAUAUGUAUAUCUAUUAUGUCUUUAAAUACAUUUUAUAAAUAAAUUCCAACAGUGUGUUGUAAAGUAAGUAAUGCAUAAAAGUUUCACAAUUUAAAUAAAUAUUUUUCACAUUCCAAUUCAGCUUCUUACAAGCUCAUCUUUAUUUCAUGCCUUAGUUCUGAAGCAAUGUUUCUGCUUCAAUACAAGAGGUAGAUUUGACAGGGACUGGGCAAGUCAAGCCUACUGCCAAAAAUUCAACUGUCAGUAACUGUAUUGCUGAUAUGAAGUUUGAGACUACAUGAAAAAUUCAGAACUACUACCGAAAAUCCUACCAAGCCUUAGCUAAACAGUUCUUGUUAAAUCACAUUUAAUGCUUUUAGACAUGAUUACUCACAGUUUUUUUCUGUACAUAAGAGAUAAUGAAGAACACAAAUACAAAACAGAGAACAGUUGUCUCUAACACAAUAUAUAAAAGUGCAUGAGCUGUUUCUUCAUCUAUUUCUGUAAAACAUAUUCAGCUUUUCCUCUAACUUUGGCCAUUAAGAAAAGACCUCUGAGAAAAAAAAACCCAAACCAUACAAGUGUUUAAAUUUUAUGCUUAUAUUCACUUCAGUAGUUUAGAGCUGAAACCCCUCCAUUGGAGCCUCCUGCUGCUGAAACACAAACUGCUGCUGACUUUCAUCCACCUGAGGUGCAAUACUAGAGUCCUCUUCUUCGACACCAAAAUAAUGUUCUAUGAGUUCAAAAGCCUUUUGGUAGAUCUCUUGGUUUUCAUGCCUCUGAAGAAAUUCAAUUUUAUCAAGUCCUAAAUUCAAAACAGAAAAUUUUCAAAUAUAUAGUGGCUUAAAUGAAUGAUGAAUUCAAAUAGAAACAGCUUAUAGUAUAGCAGUACUUCAAAAAGAUGCAAUCCCAAGUCAUCUCAAUUAAUCUGAAAUCACUGGUUCUUAAUUUCCUAACCCAUGGAUUUCUAGUCUUCAUUUUCUGCUGUCCAAACUCAUUUUAAAACUAAGCUAAAAGCAUUUCAAUUAAACUAAUAUCCCAAUUUCUGUUCUUCUUCUCUUAAGUGUUCCCCAACUCUAAAUUCUAUCACCACUCAUGGAGCUGUCACUAGGUACAGUCUGGUAUACUUUUUUGAAUUAAUUGUAAGAUGUAACAAUACUUUUGGAAAGCUUAUCAUUUUGCAAGUAGAGGACUAAUUCAGCCAAAGGAGCAGAGGUUAGGUUAAUAUAGGCAGUCCGUUAGGUUAAUAUAAAAUUCCUGUUUAGCUUUUAAAGGUAAUGUAGUUUCUACUUAGGUUGGAUUAGAAAGAGCUUGAAUGAACCCUUCUGGUGAGUGCAGAGGCCAAAGCAAUGAUGGUGAUAUAAUCGGCUGUUUUCCUUACUUGAACUUAUACUCUACAGCUUCAGCAGCCUAUGCUUAAGUGCUAAAGAAAAUAAGAGAACCUAGAGAGUCAAUACUUAAAAUUAUGAAUGGACAGAAAAUCUGUAAUACAGUAAAUUCAAUUAGUCUUCUACUUAUUCCUCUUAUGCAUUUAAUUGCUAAGUUCUUCAAGCAUGCAUUUGAUUUAAAAAAGUGAACUCUGUAACAGGGAAUUCAGAUGUAAGGACAGCUUUACAGUAAAGUUAGUACCACCUAAUCGGAUACAAUGUGGUCAAUUAGAACUACAGUUCUACUAGUUACUAGCAGUUUCUGAAAUACAAAUGUCUGACAAUUUUGUUUUGUCAGAGCUACAAAAAAGGCAAUUCUCCAAAAAGAAUGCCAGUUUCAUUAUAAGCCAAUUGUAAAAGAAUCCAGUCAUGAAAUUCCAGAAAUUAGAAUGCCUUUAUAUAGAGGUUUAAUUCAAGAACUUUUUUAAGAGACUAAACAAACUACUUGCAAAAGUAAAAACUUAUUUAAUUUUAUGACCUGAAGUUGAUUUUGCUGUUACUGAUAUUUACUGUAUUAAAAAGUCAUACAACUUUAGGAUCAAUUAAAAAAUCCUGAUCUUACAACCCUGUUGGUAAUGAAACUGUAGCAGAGAGGACUACGUAUUAAAGUAUUAAAAACUGUAUUUAGGAAUGGCUGAUAAAUGUGUGCAAAGCAUGGUUCCAAUAGACUGGGACACCUGUGUUAAACCCUUCUGAGAAUGCUUCUCUAGAGGGACAUUUAAACUGACCGCAGACAAACACCGAGACCACUUUCCCCUAAAAGUAACAUUACUUACUUUGUGAUACUUUAUGUCUACUUCUGCUUGGAGUAAUUCUUAUAUUAAAACUUACCUGCAAAUUUCAAAA
Messenger RNA from Haemorhous mexicanus (house finch), 6088 nucleotides. RefSeq names its product family with sequence similarity 162 member B (gene FAM162B). NCBI's taxonomy places the organism in Eukaryota, Metazoa, Chordata, Aves, Passeriformes, Fringillidae. The transcript is spliced from 4 exons. Bases 57 to 491 code for a protein of 144 amino acids. The record is from RefSeq and is a predicted model, not a curated record.